AUGUCGAUGAUCUCAGUGGUACACGACUAUUCUGUCCUAUAUUCGAACCGGAUACUUCAGAAAGACAAGAGAUGGGCCGACGGGAGGCUACGAUAUUACGAGUUCAACAAUAAGAUGGAAGUGUACUCCGAGGAGCAGUUCCUACUAGCUUCUGAUUUCUACCCGUCCAACAAGAAGCUGCCUAUUCAAAGUGGAGCUUUCGAAGAGGGAUCUGAAUUUAAACUUCCCAGUGGAAAGUUUUUGAUUUCAGUGCAAGAAUACUUGGGUUGUUCAGAACGAGACGUGUCGAAGGUGUUCAAGAAGGCAGAUCGAACUCCAGAAACGACAAGUUCGAAGUUUGUAAAAGCUGAACCAUUCAUUAAACUCGAAGAGCCGCCACAAAUGUCAGAGAUUCCACUUCCCGAUCACCUUUCGUUUCUCAAGACGGAGCCCAAAGAGUCCAUCACACCAACACCAAAACCCAGGCGGAUCGGCCUCACGAGAAAGAAAGGAACCACCAAAAAGCAAAGUGAUCUCAGUCUGUUCACUCGAGGCCCAUCUGUUGAGGACAAACUUAGGAAGUAUCUUGAAGGAAGACUGGUAAAAGUCACACGGAUCCCACCUCGAAGUGCUAAUUUGUAUACCCGUCUUAACCAGGAAAUAUCCAUGGGCGUGGAAGACCUCGACAGAAGCAUCAAAGCGGGUUCCGUCACUGGGAGUCCCGAUGGCCAGUACUCAAGGAAACGCAAUCCAGCGCUGCCGAAAACGUUCACUAGAGAGAUCGACCCGUUCCUAGCUCAAUAUCUCAAGCCUUCUGUUAAUGAUAGACACGUGCUGUACUUCAAAAACUUGGAGAAACACACGAAAGUUCGUGGCUAUGACUUCUACAGUCAGUACUUUAACAAAUCUACAAUCCCGGAAAGCCCGAAGCAGAUUCAGAAUCUCCGGGGUAUAAUCAAAGAGCGCAAUCGCGUGGUUUCACCUUUAUGUCGUCAAGUACCAUUUCCCUACCAGGAGUCACUGAGUGACGAUGAGGAUGAAGAUUUUGUACGAGGUCAACGCCGGAGGAUAUCUGGCGGCGAACUGGUGUCGCCCGGACCAACGACUAAAAAACCACACGCGCAGGUGUUCACUACCCGGCUACCGCCCGAUUUUAUGAAAUGUUCCAUUGAUGAUCUCAUCAACCUUAUUUAUCGCAUGCUACAGCUGUUGAUCAACCUUAACGACAAAAGCGUGCCUCUGGUGGUUUCCAAUCCAGGCAGUGCGGAUAGUAGUGAGCUUCCACCCGAAGAGAAGAAGAAGCUUCUUACGAGAUUCCACUCGAGAACUCCGCCGGCGAUCUCGAUCCAAACAUACCUUGCCAGAUUGACCAAGUUCAACAACUUCACGCAAGCAACACUCCUCACAACAAUCUACUAUAUUGACCUCUUGUCGCACAACUACCAGCCGUACUUCACGCUCAAUUCCUGGACUGUGCAUCGGUUUUUGCUUGUGGCAACGAUGCUCGCGCAGAAGCUGCUCGAGGAUUUUUUUUAUACGAACGAUCAUUACGCAAAAGUGGGGGGUGUGGCUCUUACGGAACUCAACUGCCUAGAGCUUGAUUUCCUAACACGGGUCAAUUGGAAGUUGGUGCCGGCGAAGCACUUGGAUAAUAACACAACAUCGAUCCGGUAUAGCAAGCAGGUGCUCGAUCUCUACUAUGAGCAACUCAUCAGUCUCAUGGGCAGCAAUCUAUCCGAGUGCAAUAAUGUCGUUUACAAGCUAGCUGUGGCGGAGCAUAUAUAG
This is a messenger RNA of Candidozyma duobushaemuli, 1764 nucleotides long. RefSeq lists its product as uncharacterized. Gene Ontology annotation, biological process: regulation of cyclin-dependent protein serine/threonine kinase activity. The record is from RefSeq and is a predicted model, not a curated record. The coding region runs from base 1 to 1764 and encodes 587 amino acids. Gene Ontology annotation, molecular function: protein kinase binding; cyclin-dependent protein serine/threonine kinase regulator activity. The transcript has 2 exons. Gene Ontology annotation, cellular component: nucleus; cyclin-dependent protein kinase holoenzyme complex. Lineage: Eukaryota; Fungi; Ascomycota; Pichiomycetes; Serinales; Metschnikowiaceae.